Messenger RNA from Tuber aestivum (summer truffle), 1352 nucleotides. Lineage: Eukaryota; Fungi; Ascomycota; Pezizomycetes; Pezizales; Tuberaceae. The record is from the annotation of a GenBank genome assembly.
AUGAGACUCAUCACUCUCGCAACCGCAGUCCUCACCCUCGCCCUCGGUGCCACCGCGGUAGCUGGAGAUGAAAAUCCUGACACAGACCGUCCAGCAGAAGGCGGCGGCACAGCGACCAGCGGCCCCAAACUCGGCCCGCGAACCGACCCCAUGCCAACGGGCUGGAGCCAGAAAACCAUCAACAUAAUGGUGGGUGCCGUCCAGCGCACCGUCCUGGCCGAUGGCCCCGGCUCCGACACCUACAGUUGCGGACCGGUGCCCUACCCAAUCAUAAUCUCAUACCACGGCCGCGGUUCGAACCCAGGGCGCAUGCGCGGGCUCUCGCAAUUUCACGAUCAGAAGUAUUGCUCCAUAGUGUUAUAUCCCUCGGGAUUGAAUGGCCUCGGGCGGGACAGCACGGCGAUGAGCUAUGGGACGCUAAAAUCAUGCUGGCAAGGUGCGCCCUACUGCACACCCAAAGUGCCGGGAACAGGACCGCCGGAGACGAUCCGCGACGACGUGGCGUUCUUCGAUGCGCUGAUAAACUUGGUCAGGACGGAGUACGGGUCCUGGGCUGCGCUGGAUAGGGUCUACGUUUCCGGGAAGAGCAACGGUGCGGAAUUUGCGAAUUACCUCGCGUGCUAUCACGGUGACCAGAUCGCCGCUAUCGCACCUGUGUCCGGGCCCUUCUACUAUGCCAUGGCAGGCCUCGAUGCCGACCCUUCCUGCUCGCCAACGCAUCCCAUCCCCGUUAUAAACUUUCAUGGCGACGCUGAUAAAGCGGUGAAGUAUCAGGGCUCGGGAAGGUGGGAGUCCUGCCUCGGCAACCUGUGCGACCCCCCCGACCGAGUAGCUCGCAUCCCGAAUCUUCCAAAGUGGGCGGCCGCCUGGGGGGACCAUAACGGCUGCGAGUCGCAGGAACUCGACGUACCCGUCCCGGGAGCAGCUCAGCCAUCAUCGGGGCAGGAGACCUUCUUGUCCAAGUAUUACAACUGCAACGGGGACGUGGAGGUUUUGCAUUAUCACACUAAGAAUGGCUUGCACGAUUGGCCCUCCCUGAGCCCGAACGACGACAACACGCAGGAUGACCAGACGUUUGCUACCGUGCCAGCUGUUCUUGGGACUAUGAAUGCGACGGAGGUGAUUGUCCAAUUUUUUAAGAGGUUCACACUUCGCCCUUAGGGUUGUUUUUGUGGGGUGGUUGAGGGGGCUUUUGUUUGAGAGGCUGAAGGCCAGGAGGAGGGGCUGUUAUGGUAUCAUAACCUGUGCAGUGUGCACUCAUUAGAUCGUUGCGUUAUUACUAGUGUUAUUACCGGUAUGUGGCACAAAGGGAUCAUUGCGGUAGCUCCCAGGGCCGAGUGACCAACUAUGGG